Humulus lupulus (European hop) is the source of this 1596-nucleotide messenger RNA. Its product is annotated as ABSCISIC ACID-INSENSITIVE 5-like protein 2. Gene Ontology annotation, cellular component: nucleus. NCBI's taxonomy places the organism in Eukaryota, Viridiplantae, Streptophyta, Magnoliopsida, Rosales, Cannabaceae. Gene Ontology annotation, molecular function: DNA-binding transcription factor activity. The transcript is spliced from 4 exons. Gene Ontology annotation, biological process: positive regulation of DNA-templated transcription. The record is from RefSeq and is a predicted model, not a curated record. Bases 360 to 1175 code for a protein of 271 amino acids.
AAUUGAAAGCGAAAGUGGUGUUUUGAAACUCUGAUACCAAAAAACAAGUUUCAGUAGCAACAACGUUGUUCUUUUGGAUUCAUUCACUUCUGAUUCUCACUUCAAUUGUCCCUUUCUUUCUUUAUUUCUUUCUUUCUUUACAUUUUCCACAUAACCCCAACCCCAAUCCCAAUUUAAUAUUUAUUAUUGUUUAGUCCUUAAUCUUAUUACUUUCCAUUCCUUCUUUGGAUUGAAUUGAAUUCUUUCAUGUAACUCUUAAAGCUCCCGAACGACAAAGUCCCUUUCAGAUCGGGUUCUUCUGAUUUCUCCAUCUUCAAACAGCAGCAUAGGAAGGUUUGUGGGCAGUGAAUGCUAGGUGAAUGGGGAUUCAGACAAUGGCAUCUCAAGGUAGUGGCCAGCAGUCUCAUUUUCAGCCAUCCUCGUUGACAAGGCAGAAUUCAUGGUACAGCCUGACUCUAGAUGAAGUUAAUAACCAGCUGGGAGACAUGGGCAAACCACUUGGAAGUAUGAAUCUCCACGAGCUUCUUCAAACCAUAUAUACUACUGAAACUAAGGAAUACAGUACGGUUGAUGCGGAGAACACUUCUUUAUCGUCAUCUCUUCAACGACAGGCUAGUCUAACAUUGGCUAGAGGUUUGAGUGGCAAGACGGUCGAUGAUGUGUGGAAAGAGAUCCAACAAGGGCAGAAGCGGAGGUACAAUGAACAUGUGAAAGACCAAGGUAGACAGGCUACACUUGGUGAAACAACUCUAGAAGACUUCCUGGUACAAGCAGGGCUUUUUGCCGAAGCUUCUUCUAGUCCUGCUGUAGGAUUGCAUCCCAUUGAUGCAGUGACCCCACAGAGUUAUCCACAUAAAUUUGGUUUGUCAUCGCCAUCUCCUUCACUUGGUACCUUGUCAGACCCAACAAUUCCAGGGAGAAAAAGGGAUGCAUCAGAUGCAUAUGAGAGGAGCAUGGAAAGGAGGCUUAAGAGAAAAAUAAAAAACAGGGAGUCAGCUGCCCGAUCACGAGCUAGAAAGCAGGCUUACCACAAUGAAUUGGUGAGCAAGGUUUCACGUUUAGAAGAGGAGAACUCAAUGCUGAAGAAAGAGAUGGAAGUUGAGAGUAUGCUCGAACAUGAUUCCUCUCCUGAACCAAAAUACCAGCUUCGAAGAACAAGUUCAGCUACGUUCUGACUCGUAACUUGCACCGAUGCCAUUAAGAAUAUUCAGAAUUAUUUGGACCACCAGUAUUCCAUGUCUUUGCACUGAAGCUGUUUUAGGAUCGCAUCACCAGAUUUCUUAUUCAGUAUUCUCUGCAAAUAUGGUUCUGCCCAUGCAUUAGUACAGUUUGGUCAUGUGUACAUGUUUGGUUAACUAGGAAUAUAUAUAACUAUAUAAUAUAUACAUACAGAACAGCAAAAGUGCCAUGUUGAUAAGUUCUGGUCCUGUUUUGCUGAUGCACACUUGAUGAAAUUGAGUGCACGGUGUGGGUUGGGGCUCAAUCUUUACAUUUUGAUAUAUAUUAGGUUAGCCAUGGUAGUUUGAUGAUCUUUGUUUUCUAGAUAUUCGCUUACCAAAUUAACAAAAAAGAGACACUCUUGUGCUUUCAUGUUUA